UUUUACAAGUGAUUUUUAUAGAUAUACGAUUAUGAAACGAAAAGAUCAUUAAGUUAUUAUUUAUAUACUUCUUAUAGGUAUCAGGCUUCAGUUCUUUGCGGUCGUGUCAACCUGAGAUUGUCGCGAAAAGGAAUACAUAUGUACCUAGUACAUUUUUCUAACACACAUUUACUUUUUUUUACUAUCUUUCUCUGUUUCAUUCUUUCGCCAAACAGUAUAACAGCUGGACAGCAAUUGAUUACGUUAGUAGCUCGGCGAUAGCUCAGCGCGUUGAUGCUUAUUUUUGCUAGUAGGUUUAACUUAUAAAUCAAUAUAUCAUUUUUAAAAUAAAUUAAAUAAAUAAUAUAAGACAAAAGGCAAUAUGAAACAGGAGAUAUAUAUUUAGUAGCAGUAACUUUAUUGAUACUCUUUGUACCCAUAUUUAAACGAGUUAAACGUGUCGAGUAAAGUGCAACAUCAUGGAUGAAUCCUACCUCCAUCAGCUUGUCGCAGAACCUAUAAAAAAUCUUCUUCGAUUACAUCGUAUAAAAGAAUAGAUAGAACAUCAAUACUGCAGAAACAAAAAUCUAAGAUAUUUGAGCAUACAACAAUAAAGGUUCAUCAGCAUGUUGGAGAGUAUGGAGAUAUUUUCCUUUAAGACAUAGAUAAUAAGAUAAAAUGGAUGAAUUCACGAGCAUGUACAAAUCAGGCAUAUAAUCCUACUUCCAUAGAACAUGUGGCUAAUGUGGCCACCCAUGGAAUUUGGAUUGUCCCUUCUAUAAUUGGCAGUUUAGAGCUUUUUCGACGUUCUAUAACAUGGACUCAGUUUGUUUCUGCGUGCGUUUAUGGUACUUCAUUGAUUCUUGUUUUUGUGGUAUCCACAUUUUUCCACAGUGUCCAUUACUGUAAUCAUAACAGACAAUUAAAAGACGCAUUACAUCGCUGUGACCGUGCUAUGAUUUAUAUCUUUAUAGCUGCUAGUUACUUUCCAUGGUUAAAUGUAGAUCAUUUCCCAGGUGAUAAACUACUUUUUAUAAUGAGAUAUGCCGUUUGGAUCAUGGCAAUGUUGGGAAUUCUUUAUCAACAAAUUUUUCAUGAGCGCUAUAAAAUGCUUGAAACUAUUAUGUAUUUGGUCAUAGGUAUUGGUCCAAGCGUAGCAAUUAUUAAUGUUAAUGAUUAUUACAACAUUGCUGAAUUAAAAACAGGAGGAUUUAUUUAUAUUCUGGGCUUAAUAUUUUUUAAAUCAGAUGGUAGAAUACCUUGUGCACAUGCAAUUUGGCAUCUUUUUGUAGCUGCUGCUGCUGGAUUUCAUUAUUAUGCAAUUUUAAAUCAUGUAUUUCCUGCAAUAAGUUCAACAGUCACAAUUGAUCUACCAAGUGUGCCAUCAUUACCCCAUAUAGUACAAUCUCAUUUAGAAAUUUAGGUUUACAUAUAAUAUUUUUGCCAUAUAUUUAUAGUUUUGCAAAAAAGAAAUUAAGAUUUUCAAUGAAAACUCAGUAAAGACUGUAUUUGGUUCCAAUCUUCCAUACAAACAAAGUUUUUAUAGAAAAAUUUGUUGUGAAUAAGUAGACUAAUUAGAAUUCCGAUCUUUCUAUCACUAUAAAGGAUUUUUAUUAUAAAUUACUACAGCCAAAAAUAUGCAGAAUGUAAAUAUAAAACUAGAGUAAAUUUGUAGUAACAGAGUAUUGGAAAUAUGAAUGAUGAAAAAUUAGUAUGAUUUAUAUAAUUUAUAAUUUACAAAAUAUUGAGAAUGUAUUCCUAAUUUAUUUGCUGACAUUGUUUUAUUUAAUAUACAAUAUACGUAAUGGUGAUUGUAAUUUUCAUAUAUUUAUGAUUAAUAUUAUUUAAUAUAUAUAAUUAUAUAGAAAAAAAUUUUUUUAUAAUAAUAUCAAGUUAUGACAUAAAGAGUUGUUUUUCAAUGCAUUAUUUUAAAAAUAGAAUAAACAAUAUGCAAAUUUAUAUAAUUGCUGAUGAAUAGUAACAACUAUUAGUAACAAUAUAAUUUUUCUUAAGUAUGAUUCCUUUUUCACUAUCUAAUGUGCCAAAAUUAAUCUUGUCAUUUUCUUAAUACUAAAUUUGUUCAGUAAAUAACUUUGUAAUGCUAUAGAGCAUUACUGUAAACUUAUAUACACGAAUACAAG
Messenger RNA from Vespa crabro (European hornet), 2120 nucleotides. RefSeq names its product monocyte to macrophage differentiation factor 2. Gene Ontology annotation, molecular function: pore-forming activity. The transcript has 5 exons. The coding region runs from base 662 to 1402 and encodes 246 amino acids. NCBI's taxonomy places the organism in Eukaryota, Metazoa, Arthropoda, Insecta, Hymenoptera, Vespidae. The record is from RefSeq and is a predicted model, not a curated record. Gene Ontology annotation, cellular component: membrane.